Messenger RNA from Sorghum bicolor (sorghum), 2509 nucleotides. RefSeq names its product pentatricopeptide repeat-containing protein At5g10690. NCBI's taxonomy places the organism in Eukaryota, Viridiplantae, Streptophyta, Magnoliopsida, Poales, Poaceae. Gene Ontology annotation, molecular function: protein binding. The record is from RefSeq and is a predicted model, not a curated record. Bases 70 to 1938 code for a protein of 622 amino acids. The transcript is spliced from 12 exons.
UCGCGCCGCGGGUUCGUGCUCGCGAAACGCAGUCGGCGGCAGUGGCACUGGCCAGCGGCGAGAGAAGAGAUGAUGCUGAUAAGGCCGCCGCGGUUUGUCUCCCCCUCGCCCAGGCCAGGGCCGCGCGAGCCCCGCCUCCGCCGGCCUCUCGAUGCCUCCAGAAUCUUCUCCUCCCCUCGGCCCCCCGGUCGCCGUUCCCGCCCGCGCCCCCAGCUCGCCUCUCCGUCCACCGACCUCCGCCGCCUCACUGCCCGCAUCGUCGACCUCACCCGCCGCAGGCAGCUCGCCCAGAUCAUGGAGGAGGUGGAAGCAACGCGGCGUCGUGUGCGUGGGGGCGGGUUGCUCAACACCAUCGUCAUGAACGCGGUUCUAGAGGCCUGUGUGCGCUGCGGCGACGUCGACCGUGCGCUUCGGCUCUUCGAGGAAAUGCGCGGGCCCAACGGGUGCGGUGUCGACGGUGUCUCCUACGGCAUCCUGCUCAAGGGCCUGGGUAUAGCAAGAAGGAUUGAUGAAGCAUUUGAAAUACUGGAAUCAAUUGAGAAAGAUUCUUCCAUUGGGAGCCCCAGGCUCUCUCCUCAUCUCAUUUGUGGUUUUCUAAAUGCCCUUAUUGAAGCAGGAGAUAUGAGGCGUGCCAAUGCUCUUGUUGCCCGUUUCCGCAAGGUCCUUUAUGAGGGUCACUCUGUCUUACUAUACAACUUACUGAUGAAGUUUUUUGAACUGAACAUACUCCAGGGGUACAUUAAGAGCAACUUCCCUCUCGGAGCUUUGACUGUUAAAGACGAGAUAUUGCGUCAAGGGUUGAAGCCUGAUAGAUUGACCUACAAUACCAUCAUUUCUGCCUGUGUAAAAUCAGCAGAGAUUGAUAAAGCUAUCCGAUUUCUUGAAGAUAUGAAGGAAGAAGCUAAUAAGGAAAGUAACCCUGAACUCCUUCCGGAUGCUGUUACCUACACAACAUUACUUAAGGGUUUAGGAAAUAACCGGGACCUUUAUUCAGUUUUGAAUAUUGUUGUGGAGAUGAAAUCUUCAUUAAUAUCACUCGACAGGACUGCAUACACUGCUAUGGUAGAUGCCUUGCUAGCUUGUGGGUCCAUUGAUGGGGCCCUUUGUGUUUUUGGUGAUAUAAUAAAGCAUGCUGGCAAGAACAAAGAUUUGAGACCUAAACCUCAUCUCUAUCUUUCGAUCAUGAGAGCUUUUGCUACCAGAGGUGAUGUUGAUAUGGUCAUGAGAUUGAACAAGCGCAUGUGGCCGGAUUCAGUUGGAGCAAUUAGCCGUGCUGCCAAAGAAGAGGCACAUGAGCUAUUAAUGGAAGCUGCUAUAAAUAAUAAUCAGAUAGAUUUGGCUAGAGGCCUUCUAAGACAAAUAGUGAACGAGAAGGAAUGUUUCUCUUGGACAAGUAGAGUAGGACUGGUCGCAGUUAAAGUUGAAAGCUUAUCUGGAUUCACCAACUCUCUUCUAACGCCCCACAUAUUUCCACAGAUUAUCUUGAAUGAUCCAGUUGAGAAGUAUAUGGUUCCAUUUCAAGAAUCUCGACCAUUACCUGCAGACUUAAUCUUGCGGAAGGCUGUGAUGCGAUUCUUGAAAGAUCGUGCAGUUCCUCUUGUCGAUGAUUGGGGAGGUUGUGUUGGCAUUGUUCAUCGUGAUGAUUGUACCAAGCUGGAUGCACCUCUUCUAUCGAUGUCUAGAGGGCCACCUUUGUGCGUGCCUACUUCAACCACCGUGGAGCACGUCAUUGACCUCCUCCUCAGAGAGAAGUCCGAGAUGGUGAUUGUGGUGAAGAGUGGUAACAUGUACGAAGGAAGCUACACAUCCAGCUCAAGACCCUUGGGCGUUUUCUCCCUCGCCAUACUAUGGAGCUUCACUGGCGACUACGACUCGUCGGAAUCAGAUAUCCCCGACGCAGGCACAUCCUGGGCAACAAGACCCAAACAAGACGCCUGAGGCCUGCAACCGCGGUUGGUUCCGCAGCUAAGCUAGUUUGGUGUGUCUUUUACUCGUCAGCUUAUAGCAACUCCACAUCGUGAUGCCGAGCAAACUAGUCAUGUAAUGGUCCUCCUCCAGUUGGACAAGGAGAGCGAAAAGGUUUUGUCAAAGGAAGCCGCUAGGCUGAUACUGACCUGCUGUGGCUGCGUGCUGUGUAUGAUGUUUUCUGAUGCAGAGAGCAAAAAGUGACAGGGCACCGGAGAUUCCCGCCCAGCAUUUCGGUUGAGGCGCCAGCGCCACCGCGCAGGGAUGGUCCUGACCGGUUUGGUGGCAUGUGGCAUCCCUGCUCUCUCGGUCUCGAUCUCACCAGGCUGCAGAGGGGAGUGCCUUUGCAUCUGCCGUUCCGAUCAGUCUUUAUUUGGUGCUGGGCUCCUCGCGGCCGGGACCCAAAAAGGUUAGAGAUAGUUGGUCAUUUGGUCUGUGCUAAAAGAUGUUCCAGUGUUCACUGAUCAGUGGUAGUGUGUGCAGUGAAGUGUAUUGCUGCCGCCUGCUGCUGCGAAUGGGAUCCAGAAUCCUGCUGUCGUGCACA